AUGGAGAGGAACGUUCAAAGCGCCGUUAUGUUUCUUUCGCCGCAUCAUCAUGUCCAGCGAGAGCUCAUCUGUUCUCUUCUCCUCUGGAUGAUGAGCACCGUGAUGACGCGACCCUCUCAAACAGCUGAUCUCACAUCCAAAAUAUCCAGUGUGGAGGAACUUCCGGAGGAAUUCCGCAAGCAGUUACAGCAGGAUGAGUCAGACUCAAGAGAGGAUGAGGAGUAUGGAGACAGCUGUGUGAGCGUUUUCAGGUCAUUGGAGGAGCGCAUCAUCCGGGCGAGUGCGUCCAUCGAGCAGGGCGCUGCGUUCCUGUCCGCCCCGCAGCGGGUGUUCAGCUGGAGGGACUGCGUACACGUCUGCUACUCUCAUCCGCACUGCAGGACCGCCAUCAUCCAGGAAGACCUCCAGCAGCCGGACGAGAGUUUACGCUGCUAUUUAUUCAACUGCACGUACCGGGGCAGAAAUGUGUGGUCGUUCUCCUUCCAGCCGGGAUUCAGCUCCUACAGUCGGGGGAACGACAGCUCUAGACCGCAUGAGCCCACCCAGAGCCCUGUGGCCACUGACCGGCCCAACACAUCAGCCAAGAGACUUUCAUAUGGGAUGGAUGAGGAGGGCUCUUUAAUGCAGGGUGGGUUUCCCCAAUUCAGAAUUCUGAAAAAAAGUGCCCCAAACCCUUCUGAAACUAGCAAAUCAGAUUAG
Messenger RNA from Myxocyprinus asiaticus (Chinese sucker), 699 nucleotides. RefSeq names its product low-density lipoprotein receptor-related protein 11-like. Bases 1 to 699 code for a protein of 232 amino acids. The record is from RefSeq and is a predicted model, not a curated record. The transcript has a single exon. Lineage: Eukaryota; Metazoa; Chordata; Actinopteri; Cypriniformes; Catostomidae.